GCGAGGCGUGGAAGGUUGUAGUGUGGAGGGGGGGGAGAGCUGUGAGUGAUUGCUGCAGGGUGACACCCUCAUUCAUCACUAUUCUUCUCCGCUCCAUUCUCUGCCCAUGCUGGAGAGAGGCGUUCACACGCCAACCUGAGGAUUAUUAUUAUAACUAUAACGUUGCUGUCCUCAUUUUCUUCUUGGAGGGGAAGUAACAUUUGGGAUUUAUCUCAUCUCUCUUUAUAUUUUAAUUUGUAAAAACCAUAAGGGUGAUCGUUUGGAUUUACAUGGCGAGGAAAGUAUGUGAGUUAAAAAAAGUGUCGCACCCCAGAUCCCUCCUUCUUUUUGCCUCCUCCCAUCGCAUGCAGCAACAGCAACACGGACCCUGAGCUAGCUGCACUGACAAGGACUCGCUGCUCUGCCUGUCUGAUCGCCCUGCACCCGUGUACGGACUCUGCUUGUUACCUGUAACCAGACCUACAGCGACAGCCGUGUGGCUACCUACCGCGGGAAGUGGGCUCUCUGGAUGGAUUACCCUGUGAUGAGACUCUGGCUGUCACUGCUGCACUCUGGAUUCGCUGUUUAGCUGCUUUUUUGGAUGGAGGGUUUGAGCUGGUGGGAUAUGACACGCCUCAUGUCCCAUGCACAGUAACCGUAGGACUGCACUGCAUGGCUUUGACUCUGGUGUCUGCUUGCACACAGGUCUUCAGAUGCAUGCCAAGUUCACUUUGAAUGCUAGAAGUCGAGAUCACUACAGAUGGAGCUACCAAUUCAACAUGGCCCUAGCGGUUCAUUAAUUGUGAUUCAGCAGCCUUCUUUAGACAGCAGGCAAAGGUUGGAAUAUGAGAGGGAAGUUCAACCAACUGCUAUUUUAUCCCUGGACCAGAUCAAAGCGAUUCGGGGCAGGAAUGAGUACACAGAAGGUCCAUCCAUGGUGAGGAAGCAUGGACCCAAGAUUGUACCAAGGCACACUAAGCAGGAGAGGACUCAUGAGAUUAUACCAAUUAAUGUGAAUAAUAACAAUGAGCACAGACCUAUUCACCUGGCUCACACUGGGCACCUAUAUAAUGGGCGGGCUCCUGUGCUGAGCAGGUCUACUAGCACUGGAAGUGCAGCAAGCUCCGGAAGCACAAAUAGUGGCUCCUCUGAGCAAGAACUUCUGGGACAGUCACCACCACCAAGACCAGGCUUGGGACACCGGAUGGAUAGGAUAGUUCGAAUGCAGCCCAAGGCUUCAUCUUUGAUUGUAGAUGAUCUUAAGAGCUCUGUGAAAAUUGACUCCUCUCAGCACAGAUUCAUUUGUGAACAGUGUGGGAAGUGCAAGUGUGCAGACUGCACUGCUCCGAGGACCCUGCCAUCAUGUUUGGCCUGCAACCACCAAUGUUUGUGCUCAGCUGAGAGCAUGGUGGAGUAUGGCACUUGCAUGUGUCUGGUCAAAGGAUUUUUCUAUCACUGUUCAAAUGACGAUGAGGGGGACUCGUGUGCGGAUAACCCUUGUUCCUGUACCCAGUCACAUUGCUGCUCCAGAUACCUGUGCAUGGGAAUAAUGUCAAUUUUCCUGCCGUGUUUGCUUUGCUACCCUCCUGCUAAAGGAUGCCUAAAACUCUGCCGAGGAUGUUACGACAGAGUUAAGCGCCCUGGUUGCCGAUGUAAAAACUCAAAUACUGUGUAUUGCAAACUGGACGAUAUUCCCCGGGGCCAGGGCAAGCCUUCCUGACUUUGAAUGAGGGAGCCUUCGUCUCUGCCUUAUGGACUAUUUGCUGUGUUUGGUCACACAUACAGAUCCUUUUUUUCCCCCAUCCCACUAAAUACCUCCUUUUCCUUGUUUUAUAAGGGUUCCAAUUUCUUCUUUACCAGAAUCCCAGUAUAAUCAGUAGAGCUAACGUGUUGCUUAGGCGUUUUUCACGUUAAUACAAUCUAUUGUGGUUGGCUGAAAGGAUAAACAUGCCUUACACCUUAAGUGGUUUUCUUUGUGCCUAAUUUCUGACUUAGCCUAACUUUACCCAUUCCCUCCCCCCAUUUUUGUUUUUUGUUUUUUACCCUUUCAGAAAUAUAAUACAACCUCCUCUCCCCCUCCUCCCCCCCCCACUCUAUUACCUGAAAAACUACUAACUAAUCCUUUUACAAAGACUGGCCUAAAGGAAGAUCUGAACAUCCAGCAGAGACCUACAAUUACCCCAUAAUAAAUACCCUUGUAGCUCUUCUAUGUCCUUGAUGCCAGUUUUCGGUGAAGGAAUUGGUCAGUAAUCCCCUUUUCUCUAGCCUACUUCCCCUCCUACAACUAUUCUCAUGUAUUAUUCAUUUUUUUUUUGUACAUAUUUUUUUUUUUUUUUUUUUACUUUAAAUGUAUUAUAUAGGCAGAGGCACUUCUCUGUUGAAGGACUUUUUCCCUCCCCUCAAGUUUUCAUUUCUUCUUCUUUUUUUUUUUUUUCAGUUGCCAGAAAAAAUAGUAGCCUUAAAGAAAUAAGCUCUUUCACCCUAGACACACGAAGAGUUUUUUGUGUUUCUACGUGGUGACUUUUUUUUUUCCUUGUAUGUGUUUUAAUUGCCUUAGCCACAACCUGGCAUUUUGUAUAUUAUAUGUAUAAAAUCACAAAGUUGAAUAUUGACUAUUUUUAAAACAAAGGUCUGUUUAAAACUUUUUUUAUUGUAAAAAAAAAAUAUUUAUUAUGUGAAUCUAUUAUUUUAUGAUAUUUAUUACAAAGGACAGUUGAAAAUUUACUUGUCUGAAUAUAACAGUAUCAAUACUUACUGAAAAAAUAAGGGUGACACAAAGUACAUAUCUAACUAUAAUGCGGAAAAUAUAAUAAUUAAUGAAUGUGUCUGUUAUUUCUUUAUUUUCAGUCAAUAUUCACACAGAUAUGGCCUGUUCCACAUUGUAGCAUAUAUUUCAAAAUGAAUUUUUUAAUUUAAUUAAAAUGUAUUUUAACUUUUA
This is a messenger RNA of Pelobates fuscus (common spadefoot toad), 2917 nucleotides long. RefSeq names its product sprouty RTK signaling antagonist 1 (gene SPRY1). Gene Ontology annotation, biological process: multicellular organism development; animal organ development; negative regulation of Ras protein signal transduction. The record is from RefSeq and is a predicted model, not a curated record. Bases 740 to 1699 code for a protein of 319 amino acids. The transcript is spliced from 2 exons. Gene Ontology annotation, cellular component: cytosol; membrane. NCBI's taxonomy places the organism in Eukaryota, Metazoa, Chordata, Amphibia, Anura, Pelobatidae.